AUGGCGGACGACAAGGCAGAUUCAGCGGCCUUAAUCCCGAGAUUCCAGAUCCGCCGGUUGCUGAACCAGGACCAGAAUGACCGCCGCAUCACCAUCCUCGGCGCCAUCGACGGCCAGCCUGCCAUCCUCACCAUCGAGAGAGCCGCCUUCGUGCCCGAUCUUGACGCGCUCCGUGCCUUCCACGCUGCACUAACCAACCUCACAAGCCUUGGUGCCAAUGACAUCUACCGCUGGUACAUGGCAUCGUCGGGCCCGACCGAUGUCAACCCCCCUGACCUCAAGCUGAAUCUUAUCUGGCCCUGCACAGACCAGCACGUCCUGAAAUACACCGCCCAGAACGUGCGCAUGGUCACAGAAUCUCCCGAUAUAUAUCGCCAAUAUGUGCGGCCAUACAUGCAGCAGAAGCGCGAAAACGGGCGUCUGAACUGGGUUUUCAAUAUCAUCGAGGGCCGCAAGGAGCAGGAAGAUGUGCUGUAUCGGGAAUCCGAUCCACAGGAAGGUUUUCUGCUCAUUCCCGACUUGAACUGGGAUAGAAAGACCAUCAGCAGCCUCCACUUGCUUGCUCUGGUGGAGAGGCGGGAUAUCUGGAGCUUACGAGACCUGAAGCCAUCGCAUGUUGAUUGGCUUAAACACAUGCGCCAAAAACUGGUCGACGCGGUCGUCAAAGUCUAUCCAGAACUAGAAACCGACCAGCUCAAGCUUUAUGUUCACUACCACCCGACUUACUACCAUUUCCAUAUUCAUAUUGUGAAUGUGACGUUGGAAGCCGGGUCAACGCAAUCCACCGGGAAAGCUUUUGGGCUGGAGAAUCUGGUCUCUCAGCUAGAGACGAUGUCCGGCGGCUUAGAUCGAGGCUUGGCUGAUGUAUCCCUCUCCUUCUAUCUUGGAGAAUCCAGCGAGUUGUGGACUAGUGUUUUCGGGCCGUUAAAAAGAGGAGAGACCCCCAAUAUUCAGGGGUGA
Molecule: messenger RNA, 960 nt
Organism: Ophidiomyces ophidiicola
Lineage: Eukaryota; Fungi; Ascomycota; Eurotiomycetes; Onygenales; Onygenaceae
Exons: 3
Coding region: 1-960 (319 amino acids)
Biological process (GO): deadenylation-dependent decapping of nuclear-transcribed mRNA
Cellular component (GO): nucleus; P-body
Molecular function (GO): hydrolase activity; RNA 7-methylguanosine cap binding
Source: RefSeq, a predicted model, not a curated record